Messenger RNA from Podospora bellae-mahoneyi, 563 nucleotides. RefSeq lists its product as uncharacterized. Lineage: Eukaryota; Fungi; Ascomycota; Sordariomycetes; Sordariales; Podosporaceae. The transcript is spliced from 2 exons. The record is from RefSeq and is a predicted model, not a curated record. The coding region runs from base 231 to 563 and encodes 110 amino acids.
CCGGAAAGCUUGUUUCUUUCUGAUCUUCCUCGCAACGCUUGCCUUCUUGGCGAGGGGACGUGUCCGAUAGAAUGGGCAAAAGCCUGUUGUUGCGCGGUUUGGUCGGUAUCCAUGGUUAAAUGUGAUUAUGGGGAGGGUUUCGACCGGGGAGGAGGAGGAGGCCUAUAAUGAGAGGAUUGGGGAUUUUGGUGAGGCUAGGGAGGAGCCUAAAGAAGGAGGGUUAGGAAGGGAUGUUGAUGCUGGGAGGUUGUCGCCGUUGGGGGUGGACUCGUUGUGACUUGUUUUGUCUUGUGAUCCUGAUUUUGUUUGUGCGUGAUAUGGCCAACAUUGCCAUGGGCAUGUCACCAGCCAGAUUUCAGCAUGCGGAAGGGCGAAAUACUCUGGAAGGCGGUGGAUUGUACGGACGAAAGCCGAAGACAAUCCUGGAACCUGGUUUUUCAACAAAGCAGGACGCUUACGAGUCACUUGCUGCCGAAAUUCACUGCGGGUCUCUCAGUUACGGGCGGUAUCUUGGGCAGGAGCGAUUGAUCUCUGACGGAGCCGUGCUAUUGUUCCUGAGCUAG